Messenger RNA from Pieris brassicae (large cabbage white), 3709 nucleotides. Its product is annotated as zinc finger protein 436-like. Lineage: Eukaryota; Metazoa; Arthropoda; Insecta; Lepidoptera; Pieridae. The coding region runs from base 184 to 1869 and encodes 561 amino acids. Gene Ontology annotation, cellular component: nucleus. The transcript has 9 exons. The record is from RefSeq and is a predicted model, not a curated record.
UUCCUUGCUUUGCGUGCUUUUAAUAGGAGACUGUCAAAGUGGCGCCAAUUUAGGGCGCCAAAUGAUAUAAAUAAUAACUUUCAUAGAAAAUAUAUGCGUAAAAAUUAUGAGAAAUCUAAAACGCUAUUCAAAAAUAUAUUUUGAGAUAACCUACAUAUACGCAAGAUAUAUUUAUCCAUUAAGAUGAGUUCAAAUGAAGAAAUGUUUCUUGUUAUUAUUGGUGACGAAGACUAUCAGGUGCCUGAUGAUUUAAAAGAAGUUGUAGAACAAAGUGAUUCAAAUAUGGAGAUUGGUGAAAUUAUAGAAGAACAACAAAUUGAAGAAGAACCAUGUACCUAUGAAAUUCAAGUAGAAAAUGAAGAUGACUUAAAUAAUGAAGAAAAUGUAAAUCAAGAAGGAUAUAAUUAUGAUGAAGAAAUUGUUGAUGAAGGAAUAAUCGUAGAGGAACCAGUUUAUGAAGAUUCAGAAAAGACAGAUGUUGUCAAUGGUGAUAUAAUAAAUGAAAGGAUAAUACUAGACCAACCUUAUGAAGUUGAACUAGAAGAAAUGAAAGAAGAUGAAAAUAAUUCAACAAAUAAUCAAGAAAUAAUUAUCGAAGGUUUAGAUGAAAAUAGUAUACUGCAGCUGCAAAAUGGAGAACUACAAUUAGAGGAUGGAGAUGGACAGCACUAUUUAAUACAAGAAGAGAAUGGACAGUAUGUUCUUCAAGAAUCAUCUAAGUACAAUAUAGUUGAAAUAAAUGGUGAACAAGUGUUAGUACAAGAAGUUGAAGAGACAGAUGAACAUACCAAUAAAAACAAUUCAAAUGUUCAAUAUGUUAUACAACAAGAUACUCAAGGAUCAAGCGAUGAUGAGUUUGCAAGACCAAAAAGGAAACAAGAAAGACCACCGAGGCCACAUCAGGUUUCUUCAUAUGUGCAAGAGUUGAAAGAAACUUACCCAGAGUUGAAUGACGAAGAAAGAUUGAUUUCAACUUUAGCAGAAAUUAUGAGAACAAUUAAACCGCCACCUCUUCCUGAUAAUUUUUGUGUCAUGAAUGGCAUUAUGUUUGAGUGCAAUUCGUGUGGCAAAUUCUUUAACAGUAUGCCAGAGGCAGCUCGUCAUUUUCAAUACUACCAUGGCGAGCGAUAUCUCAUAUGUUUUGCAUGUGGAGCAGAUUUUAGAAACCCCACAAACUUAUACAAACAUGAGAAAGGUUGCACCAUGUAUCCCGACAUCAUCUCAGUUUUGAAGGCGCGCUCGAGACAUCUUAGCAGCAAAGGACGUAAUCGGCCCUACUUUUCUAAAUCACAUGAAAUCAGAAUUGAAAAUAACAGAUUCCUGUGCAGCCAGUGUCCUGCAUCAUUCGGUACGCGGUCAGGCCUAGACGCGCACGAGCACGAGCAUGCGGGAGACAGGCCUUACCUUUGCGCCUUCUGCGUCUGCGCAUACACUUCACCUUCUGCUCUGUCGCGUCACAUGCGCAAACACCGCGGCGAGAUGUUAGUUUGUGAGCAAUGCGGCAAGCGACUCAGUACUAGGAACGCCCUUGACGCACACAUGUUGACGCACCAACCUGCCCUUCGAAGAUACCUAUGUCCGGAGUGCCCGAAGCGUUUCUCGCAGAAGAGCAGUCUUCAGCUGCACCUCGAACGCCUUCAUCGUGACUUGCCCCCACCAUGCGCCUGUCAACUGUGUCCGGCCAGGUACCCCCGUAUGUCGCAACUUAGACAACACAUGAAGGAAGUUCACGGAAUGCUACUCAUGACGCAAAAGAUGUUCUACAAAUCGUUGCCAAGAUUAACUCCGUCUCAAGUAGAGCAAGCGAAAGUGGUACUCAAAUCAGAGGUCGAAAAAUAUCCAAGAUAUGUCAUUGAAAAAUCGCUUUGAUAUUAGCACUAAGCGGGCGUCACGAGAGGGGUAUAAUUCUCAGGCCCGUAUUCUAAAUCAUGACACGUUAUUUCUGAUUCCGAUGUUCCAACUUUUGCUUUUAUUCAAUAUCAUUAAAUAAGAAAUUACAAUAUGUUGUAUACGUCAUUUACGUUUACGUUUAAAGUAGCAUGCGUGAAAUAUUAACGAAUAUUAAUUUAUUAAAAAUCAAAAAUAUUUCACUUAAUUUUUGCUCCCCUUAUAUCCACAGUACGCUAGUUAAAUGUACUUUUCUAAGUAUUUUCGGCUCUUUUUGUCCAAUUAUGUUUACUAUGAUGAAGAGAGACAUUUAUAUAAAUAAUUUUUUUUAUAUAAUAUACCACAUCUAAUUAGCUUUAGAUUAUAAUUUUAUUUAAUCACAAUGCAAUCUAAAAACCCUUGGAGAAAAUGUCUAUGGUAAUUUAAAAAAAAUUAAAUUCUUUAUACAAUUGUCUUUAUUUCGUCGUAAUUAAACAUUUUUACUAAUUAACUUACGGGUUGGUAAAUCGGAAUUAGGUUUGCAAAAAUUCAAAGGUAGUUCUUGAAUUGUAUUAUUUUUAAUAUCUUUAAAAUAAAAGGCUAUAUGAAAGGAAAGUAUGAGCUUUUAAAGAUAAAAUAAUUAUCAAGCUUAGUCUCUAAAAUGUAUUACAAUUAAUACGUAUUUAGUACAUCAGCCAACGUAAAAAAAAUAUAUUUUUUGUGUUUCAUUUAAUUAUCCAAAACCUUACCUUAUGUUCUUAAAUAUAUUCGUACAGACAGUUACAAUUUAUGUAUAUAUAGAGAAUUAUGCCCCAAGUGAAAGAGAUAGAAGAGAGAAAGGGCACCAUUGUGCAUUAAAUGUUGAACUUUAUUAUGAUUUUGUAUGUUUUUUAGAAUUAAUAAAGUAUAUUAAAUAUUGAGUUUUGGUAUAUUUUUCUUAUGUAUUGCAAAUUUUAAGAAAAUAUCGUAUCUAAUUGUCAAUAAUAUAAGCUGUGAAUUUAGAUUAUAUAUUAUAUACAGUUUCCGUCUACAGUACAGAUGAGUCCUGUAAAAAACCUUAGAAUAUUCUCUAUCAGCAUAGUCUGUAUACAUAUUCAUAAUCGAGUAAAAACAUCAAAUAAACAUAAAUUAAAGAUGUCGUGACGCCCACAAAUAAUCUUAUUAAAUGUAUGUAAGGGACCAAAGGUAUAUUUAGUCUCAUUAAUUAUUCUCUACUACUUCAAACCCUUUAAAAUUAAUAAGGCAAAGCUUUUAGUUUUUUUCACAUUACACAACUUAGUAUUUAGAAAUAUAAUUCUAUAUGUUAUAUUUUUAAGGUAUUGUAAUAGACAUUUCUGCGUCUGUUUCAUUGAUGUUUUUUUACGAUGUUAUUGUUUCGCAGUUAGCUGUGACCACAGAGAAUGUAAACCCAUUUAAACAGUAAUAAAACUGUCAUCACCUAUACAUUGCAUGAAGUUAACACAUUCCCAGAAUGGUUAGUUAACCAUUAUAAUAUUUAAAAACCCAUUAAUGUCUGUCUAUAAUUAAGUAAUAAAGUAUAUUAAAUGUUUAUUUAAGCAGAUCCCCGAUUAGUUACGUAACAGUUACUUUUACAUUAAAUUGUAGUUAAUUUAAAUAUCGUUUCCGGUUAUACUUAACUUGGAGAUAUUAUUUUAGAAGGUAACUAUUUUUAUUAUAGUUGAAUUUUAUUUUUAGUUUGUAUGGUUUUCCUUUGGAUAUAUUGAUUUGUACCGUAGUAGUAGUUAAACAUGAGUAUUUUUCGCAUGAACAAUUCUUACCAAUGUAAAUAUAGAGUAUAUUGCUUUCAGCUAAAACGGCACAAUUUAAUGUCAUGUCCUGUAGU